UCAAUUUGGCAUACAACCUUUUUCACUUUACCAUACUGUGCCAUUAUGCUCUGUACAAUUUUUUUUUUAAAUUUUAUUCUUUUUCAACCAACUACUUAACGAUUGAGAUGGGGUAGCUCCAUCACUGCAAUAGAAGCUGUUCAUAGAUCGUUUUCUCCACAGGAUGGGAUUGAUGCUGCAAACCUGUUAAAUAUUUAUAUGUUUAUGAGGUCUUGUUCCUGUAUGAAUCUGUUGCACACCUAAUCACAGGUAUGGGUUUUGAAGAUGGUGCUAAAAAGGAGGUUGAAAAAGUUAUUGGUGUGAAAAAAUCAAAGGGUUUUCCUCUUGGUGGGAGUGGAACUAGUCUAGCUUCUAUGGAGUCCUUGUCCAUGCCUCAGGUUCAAGAGCUUGUUCUCUCUGCAGACAUGCAAUGUGAAAAGUGCCAGAGAAGGGUUUCUGAUAUUAUUGCAAAAAUGAAUGGUAAUGUGAAUACAGAGGAAGAGAAUAAAAGCAAGCAUGAAUUUUGAAUAACAUGUGUGAAGAAAUGUGAAUUUGGAAUAAUAAUAUGGCAGCUUUGAAGUAGAAAUGGUGCAGCAGACGUGCAUGGAAUCACAUUGAAGCAUGGGAAUAUAAACAUGUAAGAAGAAAACGCAGGGGCCCAACGUUUUUCAUUUACAAAACGUCUUGGGACCAAACGUUUUCAAAUUAGAAAAUGUGAGGGGGUAGACGUUUUCUAGUAGAAAACGUAUGGGGUGAAGUUUUCCAUAUGAAAACGUGUGGGGGCUGGGCGUUUUCAAAGUGAAAACGUUUUGGGGUAGCACGUUUUUAGGUUUUAAUUUUUUUUCCUAUUCGCACCCCAACCCAUUAUUUCGGUUCCGGAUACUCGUACGCUUUUCGUAAAUAAUGCUAUAUCAACCUCCUUCAAGUCCUUUUAUAUACAAUAACACCACCAUUUGUUUUGUACCAAUUUUUCUUUGCAUACACCACUCGCUUCACAUCUCAAA
This is a messenger RNA of Vigna unguiculata (cowpea), 983 nucleotides long. RefSeq lists its product as uncharacterized. Gene Ontology annotation, molecular function: metal ion binding. Lineage: Eukaryota; Viridiplantae; Streptophyta; Magnoliopsida; Fabales; Fabaceae. The record is from RefSeq and is a predicted model, not a curated record.